This is a messenger RNA of Dracunculus medinensis (Guinea worm), 1095 nucleotides long. Lineage: Eukaryota; Metazoa; Nematoda; Chromadorea; Rhabditida; Dracunculidae. The record is from the annotation of a GenBank genome assembly.
AUGGAUGCAAUAAAUUCAUCAGCAGCAAGGCUGGCGAUAUCAGCAACGGGUAAUUCUUUAUUAGAUUUCUAUAUUGGUCUUGGUUUGGCUGUUUCAUCAUCCUUAUUCAUUGGAAGUUCUUUUAUUAUCAAAAAGAAAGCAUUGAUAAAACUUUCUCAUUCUGCUGAUAUUUCACAACGUGCUUCUGAAGGCGGUUAUGGUUAUUUAAAAGAAUGGUUAUGGUGGCUUGGAGUCAUUACUAUGGGUGCAGGUGAAGCGUGUAAUUUCGCUGCUUAUGCAUUUGCUCCAGCAAGUUUGGUGACUCCUCUCGGUGCUCUUAGCGUCAUCGUUACUGCGGUAUUAUCAUCUCAUUUACUCAAAGAAAGACUCAAUUUAUUGGGUAAAAUUGGAUGUGCUGUAUGCCUUUUGGGUUCUACAGUUAUAGUGAUUCAUUCACCGAAAGAGGAAGAAGUUUCAUCUAUGGCUGAUCUUGCACAGAAAAUGAAAGAUCCUGGUCCUCUCAUAUUUAUUCUUUAUGUGGUAACUGUUGUUAUUGUCACAUUGAUAUUGGUUAUAUAUAUUGCACCCCGGCAUGGUCGUUCGAAUAUUUUAAUAUAUAUAGCAAUAUGUUCAUUAAUUGGUUCGUUAUCAGUUUUAUCAGUGAAAGGUCUUGGCUUGGCGAUAAAAGAGACUCUUGGCGGUAAACAGCAAUUAACCAAUGUCCUUACGUGGUGCUGGCUUGCUGCGGUUGUUGUUUGCAUAUCUGUGCAACUUAUAUACUUAAAUAAAUCAUUAGAUAUGUACAAUACGUCAAUGGUUACGCCAAUAUACUACGUAUUUUUCACAUCGUUCGUAAUAUUGGCAUCAUCGAUAUUGUAUAAGGAAUGGUCUUGUUUAGGUGCUAGCGAUGUUCUUGGAAAUGUUAUUGGCUUCUUAAUUACUAUUAUUGGAAUAUUUCAGAUGCAAUUAUUUCGAGAUGUUAAUAUAUCAUUGCGGCAAGUUCGUAUGCUUAUACAUAAACCAUCUUCCAAUAUAAAUCAAUUUGAGAUAGAUAGUUCAACAUCAUUAGUUGAAGAUUCACCGAGGAGGUCAUCUCAACAUUUUAUAUAUACCUAA